Molecule: messenger RNA, 1530 nt
Organism: Aspergillus alliaceus
Lineage: Eukaryota; Fungi; Ascomycota; Eurotiomycetes; Eurotiales; Aspergillaceae
Product: T2 family ribonuclease
Exons: 6
Coding region: 160-1389 (409 amino acids)
Biological process (GO): RNA catabolic process
Cellular component (GO): extracellular region
Molecular function (GO): ribonuclease T2 activity; RNA binding
Source: RefSeq, a predicted model, not a curated record
ACGAACUUCCCUGGAACACAGUCUUCAUUCAAUUCAGUAAACUGCAACUGACACUUGUUUGCAGUCCCUCUCUAGGCCUCUGAAGGGAAGUCUGAGCACGGAACACGCUAGUCUUACCGCUAGCACUAGUAUUCUACAAUAAGCAAGCUAAGCUCCAGGAUGCUCCAAGGGAUUCCAGGACCACAGCAGGUGUUAACCGCUUUGGCGGGAUCCUUGGGACUCUCGAGUCUCUCCGGGCCCGAAGUCGGCUCUAUGCAGAGCAGUCUCCAGCACUGCUCCAAAACAGAGUUGAGCUGUCAGACCCCGUAUCAUGGCCAAGACAAAUGCUGCUUCAACUACCCCGGCGGACAGCUCCUUCAAACGCAGUUUUGGGACGCCGAUCCAGCGGUGGGGCCAGUUGAUUCCUGGACCAUCCAUGGUUUAUGGCCGGACCACUGUAAUGGAGGCUUUGAUCAAUACUGCGACCCAAAAAGACGGUACAGCAAUAUUUCUCUGAUCCUGACUGACUCAGGUAGAGGGGAUCUUCUGGAUGAUAUGCGUACCUUCUGGAAAGACUUUAGGGGCGACGACCCGAACCUAUGGGAGCACGAGUGGAAUAAACACGGCACCUGCAUCAGCACCCUAGAAACACACUGCUACGACAUAUACUAUCCCCAGCAGGAAGUCGUCGACUACUUUGACAAGACAGUGGAGCUCUUCCGCCAACUACCUACACAUGAAAUACUUUCCGGCGCUGGGAUUGUCCCGUCUUACACGGAGACCUACUCUCUGCACGAGAUCCAGGAUACCCUGUCGAAGGCUCAUGGGGCCGAAGUCACCGUGAGGUGUCACCGCCAUAACCUGAAUGAGGUUUGGUACUUCUUUAAUGUCGCCGGACCUUUGCAGACAGGAAAAUUCGUCCCUUCUAACCCAGACGGCCAAUCAUCCAACUGCCCUGCGAAAGGCAUCCGGUAUCAGCCGAAAACGCCCCCAAAAGACCAACCAACCAAAACAAGGGGCCCAUCUGAGCCGACAAGGACCGGUUCACCAAACUCCAAAAGAGGGAAUCUGAUUGUCUCAACACAGGGCCAACAAAGAGGGUGCAUAAUUAGCCACGGAACAUGGUUCACAUCGGGCGCCUGUGCGACAUUCCGAGCCGAAAAGGCGGCAGACAAGACAUUUACCUUGCGGUCCAGUAAGGGCAAGUGUUCUAUCAAAGAUGAUACGUUCAGUUGUGGUCCUCAGAUCACUCGUCCAGUUGAGUUUAGUUUCCAGGAUGGCAAACUCUCCUAUCGGGGAAAUACGACCUUUUUUGCAGAUAAGGCACCUAAAGGGCGUGUCCAGAGCAAAGUUUUUGCGUCAGAGGAGGAACACCCAAUCCAGUUGACAAUAACUUGGAAGGGAACCUGAUAUCUUCCCAUUUUCCCGUACUUGUGCUUGUGCUUUGCACUGCGUGAUAUGACUAGUUUCUUUACUGUUGUUUGUACGGUUUAAGGAUACUUUGUAUAGAUACACAUAGAAACACUUUACCGAAGCAUAGAAAUAUUACUA